Trichoderma reesei QM6a is the source of this 690-nucleotide messenger RNA. RefSeq lists its product as uncharacterized. NCBI's taxonomy places the organism in Eukaryota, Fungi, Ascomycota, Sordariomycetes, Hypocreales, Hypocreaceae. The transcript is spliced from 11 exons. The record is from RefSeq and is a predicted model, not a curated record. The coding region runs from base 1 to 690 and encodes 229 amino acids.
AUGAUGCGUGCAGCAAGGGUCCUAGAUGCGCCACGCACAGGCGGCAUUGCCACGCGGGCCCUGUGUUGGAGAAGAUUGGGUUUCUGGCUGUGCCUGGGCUGGCUGCUGCUCCAAGUUGCAUCCGGCAGUGUUGAAGAGCUGGAGCUGGAGCUGGAGCGCCGCAGCAGCCGGAGCUCGGGGUCGAGGCACACGAGAUGGCUCAAGCAAUGGCGAUGGUUUUACGAGUACGAGGACGGCUGGAAAACAGGACAGGACGCCUUUCUGCAGGCGGUUAGUCAGCAGCGGCUGGGGCACGCUCCGGGGGCACUGCCACGCGGAAGGGUUCCUGCCGGGCUCUUUGUUUCUCCGAAGGGCUGCAGGAGAGGGAGCAGUCAAGAGAACCUCUCGUUGGACGUGUGGCUUAUCGGAAUGCCUAUCAAGGGAGGUGGCAGAUCGAAAUCACCCGCGAAUCCCAUCCCGAGCGAGCGGCAGGACAAGAGGCAAAGGCCGCCAGAUACCUACCUAGUUUGGCAACUAGAGGGUAAGUAUAACACACUAGCAGUUAUUACCGUUAAGGAGAUAUUACUAGAAGAAGGGCAUAAGAGGUUAAGACUAGCUAGGCUAGGUUAUCUUAAUUAUCCUAGACUGCUAACACUAGCUAGCAGUAGCAGCCCUACUGCUGCUACUGCUGCUGCUGCUGCUAUAUGCUAA